Molecule: messenger RNA, 777 nt
Organism: Ostertagia ostertagi
Lineage: Eukaryota; Metazoa; Nematoda; Chromadorea; Rhabditida; Trichostrongylidae
Source: the annotation of a GenBank genome assembly
UCGGUGCUUCAGCCCUCGUUGAACAGCAGUGUUACAGCUACCACUGCCGUACCACAGCCACUACCCAUCGAUCCAAACCUGCCACCAGUAGAUAAGAGCGUUGAUCUUGAUGGAGACGGUCGACUCAGCCUCGAGGAAGUUCAGUAUGCAGCCUUUGUACAUCACGGACUAUCAGGCACUGUCGUUCAGGGCAUGUUUAAUGAGGUGGAUCACAACAAAGAUGGCUUUCUCGAUUCGGCUGAAUUCAACAAUAUCCGCGCACUUAGCGUUGAUACGGACAAAAACAAGCUUCUCUCACUCCAAGAGGCUCAAGCGUACAUUCUGAAGGAGCAUGGAAUAGGGUCUCGGGAUGUCGAACGUGUUUGGAAAUUGGUUGUACCGAACACUUCGGUGGAAAUGGACGCACAACAGUUCAGCAAGCUACGACGUCGCAUUCGCGGUAUGACCAUCCGACUAGCUAGACAGAUCAUGAAGGUUGCUGAUACCAACGGUGAUGGCCAUAUUUCACUCGACGAAGCGCAGGGAAUCGCGUUUGAGCAGGAAGGCAUAGCAGCAGGGGACGUCGCUCAAAUGUUUGCCAGUGUGGACGAUAACAACGACGGCGAACUCAAUGCUCCAGAAUUCGCCGAUUUUGAACGUAUCGUUCGCGCGAGAGCUGUGGAUACUAGCAGAAAGGCACUUCGAGUCGUAGACACUGAUGCCAGCAACACGCUGACUAUGGAUGAAGCUAGACGAAUCGCAUUCGAACACUAUGGGUUUGACGAAAAUGUGAGUUCU